AACAGCUGACCGUGCGCUGGAGACAGCUAGAAACUGAGAGGCUCCGGGCGCCGGGGAUGCGACGCAGACUGCCGCUGAUGUCUGUGCUGUGAUGUGUGUGGCGUCUGAGCAACAGCCCGGAGUGUGUGUGUGUGUGUGUGUGUGUCACUGUGAUCCGAGGUGACAAUCCAGAUAACUGUGCAUGGGACUGACAAUGCACCGACGACCAAACAUGCAUUUGAAUUUAAUGGGAGCUAAUGGGAAAUUCACAGGGAUUCUUUGGUGAUAUAGCCUAUCGUGCGAGGGAAGUUGAAAACGGCUUUUACAUUGCAUUAGAUUCUUAAGUGCUCAGUGACAUUUUAUAAGUGGAAUGGAUUGGCUGUAUUUUCGGAAACGUGUACGAGGAUACCUGUUCUUGCCAACUUUGUUUUUUUCCCUUGAAGAGUGGCUCAAAGGAAAAACUUUAUUGUGGCAUUACACCGGUCCCUAAGAAUGACGAUGAUGAAGGCGAACUUGAGCUGUUUGGAUAGUUUAUCCCGGGGAAACAACUGCCUCCCCGCCAGGAACACGUCUCCCGGGGUAGCGGCCACCCUCGCCGGCGUGCUGAUCUUCACCACCGUGGCUGAUAUCGUUGGAAAUCUACUGGUCAUCCUGUCCGUGUACAGGAACAAGAAACUGAGGAAUGCAGGUAACAUCUUUGUAGUGAGUCUUUCUGUUGCUGACCUGGUGGUGGCACUGUACCCCUACCCCUUGGCUCUGAUCGCUAUCUUCCAUAAUGGCUGGACAAUGGGCUCCCUGCACUGCCAGCUGAGUGGGUUUGUAAUGGGACUGAGUGUGAUUGGGUCGGUCUUCAACAUCACGGCUAUCGCCAUCAACCGCUACUGCUACAUUUGUCACAGUCUCCGCUACGACCGACUCUAUUCACGCCAGAACACCUGUCUGUACCUGCUGCUUACCUGGAUGCUAACCGCUCUGGCCACAGUGCCCAACUUCCUUGUGGGUUCCCUAAAAUACGACCCACGCAUCUUCUCCUGCACGUUCACCCAGACAGCAAGCUCUUCUUAUACAGUCUGCGUCGUUCUGAUCCACUUCCUUGUCCCGCUGGGUGUGGUUUCUUUCUGCUACCUGCGCAUAUGGACUUUGGUGAUUAGGGUCAAAGGUCGUGUCCGGCCCAAUCCAAAGGUCAGAGCCGCUGACCUGAGGAAUUUCCUGACGAUGUUUGUGGUGUUCGUGCUGUUCGCUGUGUGCUGGGCGCCCCUGAACUUCAUUGGGCUCGCCGUGGCGGUUAACCCUGCAAGAGUGGCGCCGAAUGUCCCGGAGUGGUUGUUUGUUACCAGCUACUUUAUGGCGUAUUUCAACAGCUGUCUGAAUGCUGUUGUUUAUGGGUUGCUCAACCAGAACUUUAGGCAAGAGUACAAACAGAUUCUUCGUGCUCUCUGCACCCCAAGAGCACUGUUUACUGAAAGUUCCAGGUACAACACUGAAGGUAUAAAGAGUAAACAGUCACCGGCGGGAACCAAUAACAAUGUGAAAGAGGCCAACGUGUAUAAGGGCGGAGUAACACAUACUAUUUUCUAGUAGAUCACUCCCUAUUUACCUAACAACCACAAUAUAAGGGUACAACAGGCCUAAAGGUGCACCAGGGUAAAUGCGCAUUUGCAAAUGCACACCAAAAAUUACCACAGCACUUUUCUAAAUAUCCACAGUUCACAGGAAUGGGUGAUACUUGAUGUGAUCACGGGCAGAAACACAGUAAAUUCUGUACUAAGUUUAUCUAACAUUUAAGGUUUUUAAAGGUGCAAUGUGUAAAAUUUGGGAGGAUCUGUUGACAGAAAUGCAAUAUAAUAUACAUAACUAUGUUUUCAGUGGUGUAUAAAGACCUUACAUAAUGAACCGUUGUGUUUUUAUUACCUUAGAAUGAGCCAUUUCUAUCUCAUACACCGCGGGUCCCCCCUCCAUGUCAAGUCGUCAUUUUGCGCCGACAUGUUUCUACAGCAGCCCUAAACGGACAAACACUCUACAGAGCGUGUUUACUCACUAUGUUGUUGUUCUUCUAAAUCAUUUGUGUUUUUAGAGGCAGCUUGCAUCGUUGAAUACGCACAAAGAAGCAGUAAGUAGUAGUAGUCGUCUGGUUUAUAAGAAGCAGAGACCGUUCUUUGUUAAAAGUAAGUAGAAACCUCAUUGCUUUGCUGGCUAAUGUACUCUGCUGUCUCAGACGACAUCUUUGACUUGUGUUCGCCUGACGGCCACCGUAGCUUCUCAAAUCACGCAAAAAGGAGGAGUGAGCUGCCGUUGGUUGCAGUUCAAAACCUCACCGCUAGAUACCGCUAAAAUUUACACACGGCACCUUUAAAAUGUUAUAGGGUUAUAUAGAAAAUAAGAAUCGAUAAAAUUUCGAAAUAUAUUUCAAGACAAAGAUCUUGUUAAUGAUUUUCAAUUUUGUUUAAAGUAAUUAAAUGAUUGGUUUUUUUCAACUGAAGAAUAUAUAAAAGUGUGGUAUUUGUGGUAAAAAGCGCCCCUGUUGCUGGGGCUUCAGGUACAUUACCAUAAUUGAACUGAUAAUUAAUAGCUGGCUGACUUUUUCAUUUGUUGACAUGACAUGGUUAGAUUUAGAUUGCUCAAUAUUAUUUAUUAUGUUGGGUGUCCACCUUAGAUAUAAUCACUGUAUUUAUAAUAAAACUAUAAUAUUUAUAUUAUGAUGUUAAUCAUAUAAAAUAUUAUUUGUUACUGUAAAGCCACAUUAAAUUAUAUCUCCUGUGUAAGAAGCUUUCAGAAUCUUUAUUUAAUUCCAUUUUUCUGUAUUUUUAAAAUGAACUAAUUUUAAUGACAGUAUAUUUAUUGAAUUCAUUUAUGUUUUUUUAUUUUUUUUAUUUUUUUAAAGAAUAUGGUACAAAAUUUGCUUAAGUGAUUUUGAACAAGUAUUACCAAAAGUAUUAAGUAAUUGAAUCGAAUGCUGUUUCUGGGUCUAAGUCUCUAGUCCAUUUCAAGUGAGAAUAUUAUCUCUACAGCCAUUUACUGUAUAAGCACUAUUCAAUCAGAUGAGGGGGUCUUUUGGUGAGCCACCACACACAUUUAUAUGAUUUUAAAACAAAAGUCACGAAAAAAAAAAAAAAAUCACAGUGUUGAUGUUAUAAAACUCAUCAUGAAACAAAUUAAAUUUCAGCUGUAAAGUCGCGCUACAAACAAAAUAGUGUAAUUAUCAAUCAAAAAUCAGUUUCAACAGUUCAAUGUUGUUUCAGCUCAACUGUGUCAGUGUUGCAAAGUUUAUCAAUUAUCAAUUAUUUAUCAAUUAUGAAACAAGUUCAGUUUAGCUAUAAGCAACUCUACCGAACACAAUAGUCUCAAUUCAGUUCAAUAACAGUGUCAAUGUUGCAAAACGUCAAUAUCCAGCUCAAUUAAGCCUUUGCUCUCAUCUGAUUGUGUCAGUGCAUUAAUUCAAUAAAAUUACUGAAUAUUUAUUGUUUUUUAAAACCCAUUGAGCUAGCCAAACAUGACAGUGGGAAGGAACCAAAACUACAUCAAGUGACAGAAAGUGGAGGAAAAAAAACUUUCACUAAGGUGUGCCUUUAGCACCGUCGUACCCGUCGUAUCUACUCAACGAUAGUCUGUGUGGUAUUCCUUGUAGAAUGAACAUUCCUUAACAGAGUGGUUGUCAGCCUUUUUAUGUUUUUGUUUGAGCAAACUUGUGCUAAAAAAAAAAAAAAAAACAGAGAAAAUAAGACUACUGCAAACUGUCAAGUAUCUCUCCAGUUCCUAUAGAGAUUGGCUGAUACCAUGGCAACCAACACUGGAAAAUAUUUUUUCAUGCUCUGUUUCCUUUGUAAAUUCUUUGUAUAUGGUGCUUUGUAUAUCAAGUAGUGUGCCUCCAAGUUACGGACUGUAAAGAUUUUUUUUUUUUUUUUGCAGUAAUAAUAAAGGAAAAUAAGACUGAUAGAGUAACAUACAAAUGAUACAUCCGUAAUUAAUGUAUAUAGAGAUGUAUGUUUUUACUUUUGCAACAAGAAUUAUUUUAGUGAAAUCUUUUUGAUAUAUAUCAUAUUCUGUAUUUCCUUACAAUCAGAGUGGACAUUUCCAAUCUGAGGUGGUCUGCAUGCAAUGGUGCUGAGAACUAAACUACAUCUGUCUCUCUUUAUAGUCCUGUCUUUCUUAUGUUGCUGUAUCUUACCUCCAUUUGUCUGAACAUUAUAUGUCAAUCUCUUUCUCUACCCCGAUUACUUCAUUUUCUCUGCACACACUCCUAUCCUUGAGGGACAUUCAUUACUUCUCAAGACACUAAAAGCGCUGGCUCUAAGGGGCAGCUGAUGAUGACCUGACACAAGCUUCUCCAGAGCAGUAAUUUUC
This is a messenger RNA of Ctenopharyngodon idella (grass carp), 4320 nucleotides long. It is a transcript of the gene mtnr1c, whose product is annotated as melatonin receptor 1C. Gene Ontology annotation, biological process: G protein-coupled receptor signaling pathway. The transcript is spliced from 2 exons. Bases 472 to 1557 code for a protein of 361 amino acids. Gene Ontology annotation, cellular component: membrane. Gene Ontology annotation, molecular function: melatonin receptor activity. The record is from RefSeq and is a predicted model, not a curated record. Lineage: Eukaryota; Metazoa; Chordata; Actinopteri; Cypriniformes; Xenocyprididae.